This is a messenger RNA of Ectocarpus sp. CCAP 1310/34, 951 nucleotides long. Lineage: Eukaryota; Phaeophyceae; Ectocarpales; Ectocarpaceae. The record is from the annotation of a GenBank genome assembly.
AUGGGCUCGAGAGCGGGGGCUGACUCCAAGAAGAGCGGCGGACAGCAGCAGCAGCAGCAGCAGCAGCAGGAGGUCGACAGGAGGUUAUGGCUGGUAGGUGCCGAGUCCAGCGCCGGGCAGCAGCAGGGACCUUCCCACUUUGGCGGUGCCGGGGGCUCCCUUGAACACCACCCUCAGCAGCCCCUGCCGCAGCUUCCCAACCACGCUCCGCACACCCGCCAUGUAGACGAAGGGGGCACUGCCGCGUUCGCUGCCGCCUCGGCGAGAUUCCUUGCGGGAGCGACCGCCGCCGCGGGCCAAUCCAUGCAGCCGUCGCUCCCACGCAUGCAGGUAGGCGGUGGCGGUGGUGGUCCUGCUCCGCUCAGGCAGCAUGAGCAGCAGCCGCAUCGAUCUAACUUCGAACAACACCCUGCCUUCAUGCUCGCGGAUCAGCAGCAGCAGCAGCAGCAGCAGCAGCAGCAGCAGCUGCAAAUGCUCGUGCCUGCUCGUGGCUUGGCUCUGGGCCCAGGCGGCCAGGGCCGAAACAUGGCAGGAGGACCUCAGCAACAACAUCAAGGCAUGAGCGAGGGAGGAGGAGCAGGAGGAGUGCAAUGGCAAGACCAACACCAACGGAGCCAGCAGCAACCAAUGAGGGACUCGAGCCCCGGGACCAGCAGGCUCAUGGCUGGCACAAGCAGAGGCAGCCCGCCAAGUAAUCAGCACAUGUCUCUGCAGCAGCAGCAACAGCAGCAGCAGCGUCGAGGGAAUGCUUCCCCUGACCACCACUCCAGCAUGUCCAUGGCCGCCCUUGCCUCCCUGCCGCACGGGACCAGCGCUCUGCCCGCGUCUGCGGUGCCCACGGUACUGGAGCGCUUCCCUGGGUUCGUUCGGUGCGUUAUGGACAUCGCACCCGAGGUCGUCGGCUGGGUGAUCGGGCGAAACGGCGCCCAUAUCAAGGAAAUGAAGGUGUAA